ACAUCCCGAAACAGAAUACUCUUUGAAAUUGCUUCAGCACCGUCGCAGCAUCUCUUAAAAAAUACAUUAUUAAUUAAUGGAACAACACUGUUGGUUCUUUAUCGCGUUGCCCAUAAUUUAGCAAAAACGUGUCGCUUUGUUGUCCUCAGUUAUACAUUAGGCUCGAAAAGUUUCACAGUAAUGGCGGACAUGUCAUGAAGGUUCCAGGACAGAGCGGUGUUACAAUGGAAGAUCCUUCGUCACAAAACCAUAACGGGCAGCUGGGUCCUUCUGCUGGUGGCUUUUGCGCUGAGAAUAAACAGAGUGACGAAGGGAACCAAAGAAUUCAGUAUUCAAUACCCGGUAUACUCCAUUUUAUUCAACAUGAAUGGGCUCGCUUCGAGAUGGAACGGUCGCAGUGGGAGGUGGAUCGAGCUGAAUUACAGGCAAGGAUAGCAUUUUUACAAGGGGAACGAAAGGGACAAGAAAAUCUUAAAAAUGAUCUGGUACGCCGAAUCAAGAUGUUGGAAUAUGUCCUCAAGCAAGAAAGAGCCAAAUUCCACAAACUGAAGUAUGGCACGGAACUACAGCAGGGUGACAUGAAGCCUCCAGUGUUUGAUGAACCUGGUGUGGCAGAAAUGCCAGUAGAUGGAGAGUCACCUUUCACAUCUGUCAGUAACAUUAGUUGGCGUCAGGGACGACAACUAUUAAGGCAAUACUUACAGGAAAUUGGCUACACUGACACAAUUAUUGAUGUACGGUCAAAUCGUGUCCGUUCUCUUCUUGGAUUGAACAACAAUGCAGAAGCUGAAGAAAACCUGAAUAAUGCCCAACCCGUCUCAACUACUCUCAAUGGAAAUGAACCAGCUAAAACAGGCAAAAAAUCACAGCAACAUUCUUCACUGACAGAAGCUAUGAUCUUGGACACUGAGGCAGCGGUUAUGGCAAACUUUGAAUUCCUAGCCCAAGCUGAUGUAGAUCUUGAUGAUGAUGAAGAUAUGAGUGAUGAUCUAGAUGAUCAAGGUGAUGAUGAUCAAGAUGAUGUCAAAACAGCGAGACGGAAAGGAAAGGGCAAUGAUGGUCUUGGUGAUGAUGUUGAUGCUGAGGCUCAAAUAGUGUUGAAUGAACUCAUACAUCUUACGGAGACAGAAGAUAAUACUGAUGGACGCCAUCAAUCGGAAUCUGCUGAAUGGGGAUCAGGAAUGGGAUUUCAGUCUGGAGGUGGUCCCCGAAGGCAGAUGGGGUUCAUCACGGACGAAGAAGCCCCUGAUUCAACCCUGGGCCUAGGAGAAUUAGCACAACUAACUGUUAGCAAUGAAGCUGAGCAAUUUGGGCCCUUAGCAUCAACAAAGGAGUUUCGGAAGCAAUGGGAUGCCAAAUACACUCUCCGCAGUCAUUUCGACAGUGUCAGAGCCUUAGCAUUUCAUCCUGUGGAGCCUGUAUUGAUUACUGCCAGUGAAGACAAUACCUUGAAAUUGUGGAACCUUCUGAAGACUGUUCCUGCAAAGAAAUCUGCAUCAUUAGAUGUUGAACCCCUCUAUACGUUCCGAUGCCAUACUGGCCCAGUUCUUUGUUUAGCCAUGAGCUCAACAGGAGAACAGUGCUACAGUGGUGGAGUAGAUGGAAAUAUCUUCUGCUGGAACCUUCCUAAUCCUAACAUUGAUCCCUAUGAUAGUUUUGAUCCCAAUGUUUUAAUGUGCAACUUGGAGGACCAUACAGAUGCGGUUUGGGGGCUUAGUAUACACAAGCAAAGACCACAGCUUUUGUCAUGUUCAGCCGAUGGCACUGUUAAAUUGUGGUCGCCUCAAAGCAAAAUCCCCCUUCUUUCUACGUAUUCGUCUGAACAAGAUGGUAUUCCAACAUCUGUUGAUUUUGUUCGAGAUGAGCCUAAUCGAAUGGUUGCAGCUUUCUCAUCAUCCCACUGUGUUAUUUAUGACCUAGAAACUGCCAAACCUGUUGUACGGCUUGAAUCCAGUCAGGAGGUUCUCAACAAUGUUGUCGGGAGACAAAUUAAUCGGGUGGUGGCACAUCCCACUCUGCCUCUGACAAUCACUGCACAUGAUGACCGCCAUAUUCGAUUCUAUGACAACACUUCAGGGAAGCUUGUCCAUUCUAUGGUUGCUCAUCUAGAUGCUGUUACCAGCCUGGCAGUCGAUCCCAAUGGUCUAUACCUUCUAUCUGGAAGUCAUGACUGUAGUAUCAGACUUUGGAAUGUUGAUAACAAAACUUGUGUACAAGAGAUAACUGCUCACAGGAAGAAGUUUGAUGAAAGUAUUCUGGAUGUAGCCUUCCAUCCAUCUCGACCAUACAUAGCAAGUGCGGGAUCUGAUGCCCUUGCUAAAGUGUUUGGGUGAGCUGGUAAUAGAUAAUAAAAUUAAAAAGGUUCGCCUGCACAAAAUGAGUUUGCAGUUUUGUUGCUUAUGGAUGUUUGUCUCAAUCCAUUUGCAUCUAAAACUUAUGUUCAAAUGCGCCAGGACCCCGCCACUCCAAAACUAGUCAAGCUGUGAGGUGUUUAAUAUUGAGAUGUACCUACGAUUCUUUUAAUAUAAACUGAAGGAACAGCUGUUUAGAUAUUUUUAAAGUAAAAGUGUAGUUAUUUUCCUAUUUAGAUUUCCUUGGUGGGAAACAUUUCAGAGACUCUGAGAUGCCAAGGGGCCUAAAUAAUAUUACAAUGAACUUUUAGGUCUUUUUGCUCAAAACUGAAAUCAGCCUAUUUGGAAGCACAUGCUCUCAGAUCUUUAUUUUGAAUUGUGAUGAUUUUUUUUGCUUGUUAAAUAGUGUGACAAUGGGUUUUCAUGUUUCUUUGAAUAGAUUUCACCCUGUUUGAUGAUAGGGUAAAGGUGUGGACUGUAAUUUUUUUUAAAUCAUUAGCUGUACUGAAAUAAUAACAAUAAAAUUAUCCUUGUCGGAGGAAUCUUAAUGGACCCCUUCUAAUCACAGACUAUUGGGUUAAAUGCGUCAAUCACUUCUUCAAGCUGAAUUCAAUGCAUGGAAGUCAUGAGUUGUCUGUUAUGCAUGCCUAUAUUUCCUAGGGAAUCAAUUGUUUCUUUGAAGCUGUCUAAUUACUUAACUGGUUGUUUCAUCAGUUUUUAACACCUCAGCUUAUGAUAAAGACAAUUACAAGCAUACCUAAGGUAUUAUACAUGGCUAGUCAUACCACUACAACUUAAAUCUUUAUGUAAAUAUGGGUCUGGGCAAGUUUUUGACUGAGUAUGAAAGUAUCUGUCAAUUGGAAAGUGGUACUGUUUGGUGGUGGCGUGCUGCAGUGGUGGCGGGGUUCAGCGUUUUAGAAUCCCACCCUGUCCUCACUCAUUUUUUGAUUUUCUAUAUGUUCUGCAAUGAACCUGUCCAAUUUUCCCUUCUUGUUCCCCCUACAUGAGAGGCCCAUUUAAAUUAUGUUUGCAACUCUUUGUUAUACAAAAUGUUAGAUUGAUCUUGAAUUUUGAAGUGAAUGCAAUACUUUAAUAUAACACUUUUCCUUUAUGGGACUUUACUGAAUAAUUUACUCCUUAGGUUCCUGAGACAUUUUCACUAAUGUCGACUGUCAGUUGAUGUCUCCAGACGCAACCCUGAUUCUUUUUACAAACUGUAAUUUCAUAGACUUGCUUCUGGAUGAUAUUGUAAUUUCCUCCCCACCUCCCUUGCCCCUCCCAUUUUUUAAUUUUUAUUGUUUUUGUAUCUUGUGUGUGUUGUAUUGUAUCCAGGGCAUUCUUACAUCCCUAAUAAAUCAGCAAUGUUAUAGAUUAGAGAGAGAAAUAUUGAGUAAAUGGUUUGACAGUUCCGAGAAUACCUUAAAAUUUAUGGUAAGAAAACCAUUAAUCGAAGCUUUAGGUAUCCUUUAUCAUUGAUUUCGAUUCAGGCUAAUGUGUGCUUCACUCAAGUUCUUGGUGAUUUUGUUUGCAUUUAAUGAAAUAGAAGUACCCAUUUCCUUUGGCCCAAGGGUGAAGCUUUAUUAUCAGUGUCUCAAACCUGAAAUUCACGAGUGCUGUGAGAAAGUGGUCUACCAAAUUGUCUAGUCAGCGAACAUUUCUUGUUUUAAAUUUCAGUCGAGCUUACUUUGCCUUCAGUGGCAUAAAGAAUAGUAACCUCUGCAUUUACCAAAAUCAAUUUGCUGGAAUCUCCCAGUUAUGGACAAUUCCAUUACCCUUAUAACUAUAUAUUAUUUGAGAACAUUUUGUGCUUAUUUUAUUUCUGACUGACACAAACAUAUGCUGUGACCUUUAAACAAUGUUGCUAAACUCUUUGAUACAAAUAUACCAUAAAACUGUUUCCCGAAAGCUAGCAGUUUGCUGACCAAUCAUGAAAAUCAGUCACUGUAGAAAAGACAGCAGGUAUUUUUAAAUAGUGUAUCUUCCUGUUCUCUUCUUUUCUAAAUGUUGUGCCAUACUUCCCCCAAACUAUUAGUUAUGAGUAAUGUUAACUUAUGCAUGAUGCACUAUUUGAAAAUCACAAAAAAAAUUAAAAUGGAUUAAUAUUGCAUAUAUAGUUAUCAUUUGCUCUUAUGAGGCAUUUGGUUUCUUUGAAUAUUGAUCUUCAGAUGGCACUUAAAUAAGGUUGGUAAGGUAACUUACUGUCAUAUCACAUGUAUUGAAUGCAUCUCUGUGUGGCAUUGGUGGGUGUAACAGUGUACCACCUACAAUUCAAACUGAUAUGAUGUAAUCUGUAAGGGAAUAAUAAUUUUUAGAGUUACCCUUAAGUCUUUAUUUUAAAUUUAUACCCUUAUCUACCAUUUCACAGAGACAUAAAACCUGGCCUCAAAGUGAACUUAUUUACAUAUUAAUUCUAAUGACAAUUUUUGUUCAGCAAUCCAUUUAAAACCUUCAGGGUCCAUGUAGAAAGUGCUGAUAAUUUGCUUCAAAUGGACAUAAUUACAGACUGGUAUUUCAGCAAAUGUCUCUGCACUUAAUUUCUUUCAGUCUACCCCUUUUUUUUUUUGAACAACUACUUGAGAAAUGGAAUCUCUUCCCAUGCCUGAGGAAGUUCUCUCUCCUAUUAGGUGUAGAAAAUUAUUGUUUGGCCCUUUUGUUAAAAAAAAAUUAGUCACAGGUUGUGAAAUUUCAAAAUUUAAGAGGGGUACAACUAAUUGUUAACAGUGGAUCUUUUGCAAAAGUGAUUAGACUGAUUUACUGACAUUUCUCAAUCCGACUUGUUCCUCUUGAUGAUGUCAAAACUUGCCCUAUUUAGCUGAAUCAAAGUCUAGUGUAAAUCCUUUUUUUUUUUUUUUGUUUGUUAUGUUUGAACUUAGAGCUAUGGUUAAGUUUUCUUUCUGAUAUUGUCACAUUCUAUAUAUUCCCGAAUCAAACUUUGGUUGAUGCCUGUUUAAUGAAGGUCUGUGGUAGUUGUAUGACAAUGCUAUAUAUACAUAUAUAAAUAUAUAUUAUACACCCUUGUAUAGAAACAAUGGAUUUAUGUAAAGUUUGGUAGCAAACGAAAUACUUCUAACACCAGAGUGCAUGGUAGUCUCCACUGGAAUGAAGUGAUGAUGUGAGGAAACACAUAAAUUUCUUAUAACUUGAGUUGUGUAUCAUGUAAAUUAUUGUAUGUACAGGAGGACUACGAUCUAGUUGCUAAGUAUUAUUAUUAUGGAACUGUAUUAUCUACUUAUUUAAUUUUCAUAUGCUUCUUUUAAUUUUUGAAUAAAUUUUGCUUUUUCAUCCCUA
This is a messenger RNA of Thrips palmi, 5639 nucleotides long. RefSeq names its product striatin-3 (gene Cka). Gene Ontology annotation, molecular function: protein binding. NCBI's taxonomy places the organism in Eukaryota, Metazoa, Arthropoda, Insecta, Thysanoptera, Thripidae. The transcript has 13 exons. The coding region runs from base 195 to 2333 and encodes 712 amino acids. The record is from RefSeq and is a predicted model, not a curated record.